This is a messenger RNA of Microthlaspi erraticum, 312 nucleotides long. The record is from the annotation of a GenBank genome assembly. NCBI's taxonomy places the organism in Eukaryota, Viridiplantae, Streptophyta, Magnoliopsida, Brassicales, Brassicaceae.
AUGUCUAGCUUCUUCAGAUGCUCGAGGAUUCUCAGAAACUCUGGAAUUUCGGUGAUACCGCAGCCUGACAAGGAUAAAGAGUCUAUCCAUUGCGAAGGAGGAUGUGAGACUGAACGUUUGCUCCUUGUUAAAACAUGGUUGCCUGAGAGAUAUAAUAUUUGCAGUGACUUGAAGUAUGAUAAGAUUGCAUUCAAGUCAAUCGUAGUUGUGGUGUUCAAAUGGGACAAGUCAAGCUUUUGGAGCGACUUGAGAUGUGAGAAGAUACUGAAGUCAACUGGGCCUUGGGUGUUCCAAUGGGAAAGGUCAAGAUAA